GGGGAGCCUAACCAGAAGCUGAUCCGCUGCUCUUACAAGAGCAGUGCCGUUCCAGGGAGAAGUGCCGGACGCCGUCAUGUCGAUAAUCAUCUACUAUUCCAGCGUCAGUGGCUCUCGAGAUCUCAAACAGCAGCAGAGUGCGAUCUUUCAGUAUCUGGACAGCAAGAAGAUAAAGUAUGAAGCCGUGGACAUCUCCGCGAGCAACAGCGCCAAGGAGGACAUGCGGCGAAAAACGGGCAACCCCAGCGCGCUGCCGCCGCAGGUGUUCAACAAGGGCGUCUACUGCGGCGACUAUUCGAAGUUCUCUGAAGCUGUGGAGGAUGAGAAAGUGGAGGAAUUCCUGAAGCUCAAGUGAAUACUUGUUAACUGUCGAGCAGCACAGAAUUAACUGAUAGUGUGUGU
This is a messenger RNA of Scleropages formosus (Asian bonytongue), 402 nucleotides long. RefSeq names its product SH3 domain-binding glutamic acid-rich-like protein 3. The coding region runs from base 77 to 355 and encodes 92 amino acids. The transcript is spliced from 3 exons. The record is from RefSeq and is a predicted model, not a curated record. Lineage: Eukaryota; Metazoa; Chordata; Actinopteri; Osteoglossiformes; Osteoglossidae. Gene Ontology annotation, cellular component: cytoplasm.